Peronospora farinosa is the source of this 1779-nucleotide messenger RNA. NCBI's taxonomy places the organism in Eukaryota, Oomycota, Peronosporomycetes, Peronosporales, Peronosporaceae. The record is from the annotation of a GenBank genome assembly.
AUGAAGAUUAUUGACAAGAUUCAUGCAAGCAUCGAACGACAGGAGAUUUUCUAUUCGUUCGAGUUCUUUCCGCCUAAGACGCCCGCAGGCGUAGACAACUUGUAUGCGCGCAUGGAUCGCAUGGCCGCGUUGGAGCCGCUCUUUUGCGAUAUGACGUGGGGUGCUGGUGGUUCCAGUGCGCAGCUCACACUGGAACUUAGCGCCAACGCGCAGAAUCUCAGUGGACUAGAGAUGCUUAUGCAUAUGACGUGUACCAACAUGACGGAGAACGACAUUAAGAAGGCACUGGACCAGGCCAAAGACGCCGGUAUCCGGAACAUCCUGGCACUGCGAGGAGACCCUGCACGAGGUGCUGCUAGUUUUGACGAGUGUAAUCGCGGCUUUUCUUAUGGCGUGGACCUUGUUCGCUAUAUGCGCAAGAACUAUGGUGACCAUUUCUGUAUUGGUGUCGCGGGAUAUCCCGAGGGCCACGCAGAGAGUCAAGAGGACAAGGAGGCCAAUAUUCAGUAUCUUAAGGAAAAAGUGGAUGCUGGAGCGGACUUUGUAAUUACACAGCUCUUUUACGAUGUGCAGGCGUUCCUGAACUUUGUUAAGCAGUGCCGUGCUGCAGGCAUUACAGUGCCUAUCAUCCCAGGUAUUAUGCCAAUUCAGAACUAUGGUGGCUUUGAGCGCAUGACGUCUUUUUGCAAGACGUUUGUGCCUGAGGAAGUACGCAAAGCUUUGGCGCCUAUUAAGGACAAUGACGAAGCCGUCAAGGACUAUGGUGUACAGCUUGGCAUUACUAUGAGCCAACAGUUGAUUGAUGCUGGUGUGCCUGGUUUACAUUUCUAUACGCUCAACUUGGAGCGAUCCGUGCGUCGUAUCUUGGAAGGGCUUUCGUCAUUAUCUAGCCGUGUACCACGUCGUGAAUUACCUUGGCAGACGUCAACGCUGUCAAAGCGCGCGUCCGAGAGCGUACGUCCGAUCUACUGGUCCAACCGACCUAAGAGCUAUGUUCAUCGCACGGCUAUGUGGGACGAGUACCCAAAUGGUCGUUGGGGUAACAGUGAAAGCCCCGCGUUUGGAGAACUCACGGAGUCACACUUUGCGCCAUCUUAUACGUGGACGCCCAUCGAGCGCCGCGCAAUGUGGGGUGACGCACCUGCUACGAAGGAAGACAUUCGCCGCACGUUCGUACAGUAUGUGCGUGGUGAAAUAGUAAGCCUGCCAUGGUGUGAUGCUGCGCUGCACGCCGAGACGUCGUCCGUCCAGCCGGAGCUCGCCGCUGCCAACUCUGCCGGAUUCUUAACGAUUAACAGUCAGCCGCGCGUGAACGGUGUGUUGUCCGAUGAUCCGAUGUUCGGUUGGGGUGGACCCGGUGGCCGCGUAUAUCAGAAAGCGUACGUAGAAUGUUUCGUGUCGCCCGAAAAUAUGAAGAUAAUUAUCGAUAAUGCUGCCAAGAAGCGUUCAGUGCAAUACCACGCUGUGAACCUAAAAGGUCACUCGUACUCGAACGCCAGCAAAUCGGCUGUAGCCGUGACGUGGGGUGUGUUCCCCAACAAGGAGAUCCUGCAGCCUACGAUCGUGGACAGUAGCAGUUUCUUGGUGUGGAAGGAUGAAGCGUUCGCGUUGUGGCUCAAGCUAUGGGCUUCGCUGUACGAGGAGGGCAGUCAAUCGUCCAAGCUGUUGCACGAGAUCCACGACACGUACUUUUUGGUGAGUAUCGUGGACAACGACUUUGUGAAGGGCAAUAUCUGGGACUUGUUCAAAACUUCGAUCUCUCCGGCCACAUCGCCGUAG